AUGGAAAUCCCAAAGUUACGUUUAGAAUUCACGCCACCUAAGUUUUCUACCCCUGUAUUUGAAUCUGCCCCUUUUUCUCCUUAUGAUACUAUGGAAGAGCUCAACUUACAGGCCCAAACAAUUUUUUCUACCCUUGAUAAGCUCCAAGCCGAAGUAUCUUCUAAAGAAACUAUUGAAAAUCUCAAAGAAGAAAUUUUAAAUUUAAUUUCAGGCUGGGAAGACGCAUUUGAAGCAAAAAUCCGAACAAGCCAUGUAAAAACCCCGUCGCCUAGGAUUAAUUAUGCGAAAAAUCAGAAUGAACAGCAGUUAAUUGAUCAAAUUGCUCAAAUAGAAGACGAGUAUCAGCUGAAGAUUAAUGAGCUUGAAAAGAGGCUUAAAGAAUCUGAAGAGCUGAAGUCGAAAAUCCAUUCAGAUUUGCAAGAAAAACUUAAAGAAAUUGACCAUGAUUUAGAUGAAAUUAUAUUUCAUUAUAAGCUGAAAUGAAAAAAAGUUCCUGUUUUGGGAAAUAUUUUGCAGGAUCUUUUUAGCCCGGAGGAGCUUGAAGAGGAAGGACGAAUUGCCCUGGGGGAAGAAAGGGUUGCAAAAGAAAUUAAAAUUACAAAGCUGGAAGCGAGUAGAGAUGAAAAUUGGGAUAUGAAUGUAGAUUCAGAAGACAGCUCAGGGCCACCUAGUAGGCUGGAAGGGUCAGGAUUAAUUUUUUAUAACAAAUUGCAUGAUUUGAGUUCUUAAUCAUAAUCUUUUAGAUUGGCACUGCUGUUACCAAGACCUAUAAAGCGGUUCAUCCACUUUGUGACGCUGUCAGCCAACCUGGGUUUGAAUUAGGAAGACUCCCAACGAGAAAGGAUCGACACAUUCUUGCCCUUGAAGCCAUGGCACAUCCGAAGUCUUUGCUCUUUCUCCUGCCUUACAAGUGUUGAGUGGGCAGACUAUGGACUUCUUCAUCUGCUGCUUGGGAUUUCCAUACAGAAAAUGGAAUCUUAGCAGAAGUCUGCAAAAGGGAAAAGUUUGUAGCUGGGCGUAACUCCAGUUUCACGCUAUAUUGUCCGCAGACCUUACUGAGCCUUCCCUUUCCAACUCCAAAAUUAGAGGUAAAAAUCCAAACCUGAAAGUGGGCUUGGGCUAGUCUCCAAAGCGGCAUAAAAUUGCGUACCUAACUUCGCUGUCAAUUUCUGAACUGGAAAAACCUUGUAAAAUAUAUCUAAGCGGUGUCUCAGCUCGGAUCUCCCAGCCAUGCAGUCUCGAGCUGAUAUUUAAUUUUGCUUGAUUUGAGAUCAAAACUCUACAAUUUUCGACACCAUGAUAUAGAAGACGGAUCUCUAAAACUAGGUUUAGAUGAAGGGUUUAUUGAAAGCUUGCCUAUUUCAAUGAAAUCUUUAUCUAAUGCUGAGUCUCUGAAAUUCACAAAUUUAUUGACUGGGCUAAAAUCAAGAGAUAGCAGCUUGUUGAUAGAGCCAAAAUAUGGUAAAACUUGUGGAGAUGUAAAUAAACCUAUAUAUGAAAAUACCUCAGAAGUUACUCCACAAGCUGGGAUAGUAUUUAAUGGAAAAGCUAUUCUCUCUAUAGAUACUCUAAACUUUAAAAAACAUGCCAAUACACUUUUUCUGCAAGAAAUCUUUUAUAUCAAUUUAACCAAAAUUACCCAUUUUUCUCAAUAGGCAUGUGCAAAAUAUUUUCCCAGAAAAUAUCUUAAGCGUCGAAGAACAAGAAAGAUUUGUAAUGACAUUAAUUGAAAACGAAGUCCCUGAAGGAAAUGAUGUCUGCCUCGACGAUUUAUUAGACAUAAGCCGCUCAGACCAAGGUUUUCCUGAAAAGCCAAGCCCAAUCGGAAACACUGACCAAAGCGUUGAUGAAACUUCACUCGGCAGCUUUCUACAAGCAAGCUACGUAAAAAACGACAUUAACGAUACCCUAAAUUUAUCAGGGACCCUCACAUUUAAAAACAGAGACGAAGAAAAAAUUGAAGUGAUUAAAAAAGAAAGCGUGCUUGAACUCAGUGAACUCUUACAAGAAAAAUCAUUUUCUGAGAAAAAUGCAUCAGAAGAAAUUAAUUUAUCAGGGAUUCAGUCAGAUUUUUCGUCAAAUAAUAAUUUUUUGGAAAUAAACAACCAUCAAAAUUUGAUAAAAAAAGAAUUAAACAUUUCAAAUGAAUCAAGCAUUCCGUUUAUACAGGACUCCAGUGUAUCAUAUUUAUCAGAUAAUAGUGGAACUUCCCACGAGAGAGGAAGCAAGAAAAAGUUCAAAAAGAAAAAUUUGCUGCAUAGACCGAAAUUAGAUGACAAAGAAGAAGAUUCAAUGUCAUCAAUUUUCCCGCCAUUGUCUAUGGAUAGCUCUAAAGCUGAGAAAAAAAGACCAAGACUUCCAGUUAUUGCAAUGAAGCCACCUCCUACAGAGCCGCCUAAGCAUCGCUAUCUUAAUCUACGAGGCCGAUCUUUGCAGCCUAUUGCUUCACCUAAAUCUAUCGUGCCAGCACCUUUUCUAGAUCCGAAAUUUUUGUCACCUAGCCCUGUCAGUAAGUUUCGCAUACAAAGAUACAAAGACCUCGGCAGGCCUUUCCAACAUAUUGAUUUGCCAUUUGGUUUUGUACCACAAGAGCCUAAAUAA
This is a messenger RNA of Blepharisma stoltei, 2601 nucleotides long. NCBI's taxonomy places the organism in Eukaryota, Ciliophora, Heterotrichea, Heterotrichida, Blepharismidae. The record is from the annotation of a GenBank genome assembly.